ACAAAAAAGGUAGAGAGAGAAAGAAUGAGUGAGUGAGGGAACUGAUCAGUGUCUUCGAACUUCGAAGCUGUAAAUUUUUUAUUUUUUUUCCUUCUUCUUCUUCUUCUGGAUUCUAGCAUUAUGCUUUAGCCUUCCUUUUUUACUGAAAGUAAAGGGAAAAUGGAUGAUGAUGAUGAGUACAGACGGAAGGCGAAGAUCGCAGUGGUGGCUAUGGUGGUUCUGGCUUCUAUAGCAGUCUUUGCUCUCUUUGUUGCAUUUGCUUACUACUGCUACAUUCGCCGCAAGGUCUCCAUGCGCCGCCAGGCCCAAAAAGCUGAAGAUGCUAACCUUUAUGAGAAAAGUGACUUUGCAAAUUUGCAAGUUGUUGCUGAGAAGGGACUUAAGGUGUUCACAUUCAAGCAGCUACAUUCUGCAACAGGUGGCUUUAGCAAGUCCAAUGUGAUUGGCCAUGGUGGUUUUGGCCUUGUUUACCGCGGAGUGCUUAGUGAUGGCAGGAAAGCCGCCAUUAAUUCAUGGUCAGGCUGGAAAGCAGGGGGAAGAAGAAUUUAA
Molecule: messenger RNA, 549 nt
Organism: Arachis stenosperma
Lineage: Eukaryota; Viridiplantae; Streptophyta; Magnoliopsida; Fabales; Fabaceae
Product: proline-rich receptor-like protein kinase PERK15
Exons: 2
Coding region: 160-549 (129 amino acids)
Source: RefSeq, a predicted model, not a curated record